AUGACUUAGGUUUAUUUUUAAGUUAGAGAGUUUUAGCCAAAAAAAUAUAUUAAAAAAGAGGGAAAAUUUUAGCUAGUUGAGAAUAAUAAAGUAGAUGAUUUUUAUUACUAACACGAAGUAGAUAGCACCUAUAAGAUUAGUAGGAAAUAAGUUAAAAUUACUUUUGAUGUUGUAAUAGACAUGAUUCACAGCUAGAAUAUAGAAUUUUAUGAUGAAAAAAUUGAAAUAGCUGAAUAGAACAGUGAAAAACCUAUCAUUAUUGAAAAAAAUGGAUCUUUUAUAUUAAACUAAAAUAAUGACGGAAAUUUUUAUUUCUACCUUUAAAUAUUGUAGCCAUAAAUAAAAUUAAAAUAUAAAUAGUAUAAAGAUGAAUAGUAGGUAGAGGAGUAAAAUCUUUCUGUGUAGAAAUAAAAAAUGGAUGAAAAAUAGGAAGAUGAAAGUGAAAGUGAAUCAUUUUUGUUUGUGACAGCUAAACCAAAAAAUUUGGAUACACAUUUAUAGACAUAUAGCGAACUAAGAGUAAUAAAGGAUUCUAUGACUAAGAAAGCAGAUAUAUUGAUUUCAACACAAUUUAAUCAAAUAAAGAAGUCUCUUAAAACUAAUAAAAUAGAAUUUAUCCACUUUUCAACACAUAUAGAGCGAGAUGAUAAAGAAGGUGAUUCCAUUACUUUGGAAGAUGAAAACUAUGUUAAAAUAAAAAUCAAAGUAAAUUAAAUAUACACUUUUACUGUUUUGAAAUAUAUGAAUUUAUUUAUAAAUAUACGGUAUUGCUAAAUUAAAAUAAUAGAUGAGCAUUUAUUUCAUAUUUAUGUUUGA
Tetrahymena thermophila SB210 is the source of this 816-nucleotide messenger RNA. RefSeq lists its product as hypothetical. The transcript is spliced from 2 exons. The record is from RefSeq and is a predicted model, not a curated record. Lineage: Eukaryota; Ciliophora; Oligohymenophorea; Hymenostomatida; Tetrahymenidae.